Messenger RNA from Seminavis robusta, 1667 nucleotides. Lineage: Eukaryota; Bacillariophyta; Bacillariophyceae; Naviculales; Naviculaceae. The record is from the annotation of a GenBank genome assembly.
UGCAAGCCAAACAAAAUGAGCAAGAAGGAAGUUUGUUCUACUAGUACAGUACCCCCUCUAGCUAGAUGUUCUCACAAUUUUAAAAAGUUUCAAGAGUUGACCCAAGAUCGAAGGAACCAGACAAGAUGCCGGACAACACUUACCAUGAGAUCCAGGUGCCAGCCCAACCACACAAGGGCCGCAAAACGUCCAACGUCCAACUCACUUUUAACCGCUUACUCUCCUUGGAAACAAGUGUCAACGAGCCUCAAGGUUUUGCGGCCAAGAAUGCUGUUGAAAGAGACCAAUCUCAAGAGUUCAAGUCGCCAUACCGGCCACAUAUGGAGGGCCGCAGCAAGUCCAAUGUCCAGGUGACUGUGAACCAGCGGCGACCAGGUAUAGUCCAUAGCAGUUCCCGCAACACCUCGAACACGAGAUUGGACCAAAUGGGUGGUGCCUUGACCCAACACACCAGAGUCAAUGAGCCUCAAUGUUUUGCGGCCACGAAUUUUGAAAGGGACCACUCUAUUGAGUUCAAGACGCCAUACCGGCCACACAUGGAAGGCCGCAGCAAAUCCAACGUCCAGUUGACCGUGAACCAGCGGCGAGCAGGUAUAGUCCAUACCGGUAGCAGUUCCCGCAACACCUCGAACACGAGAUUGGACCAAAUGGGUAGUGCCUCGACCCAAAACACCAGAGUCCCUCGGAAGGAAAGGGUUGCAAUUGGUCUUGGCAAUUCCACAAGUUACGGUAGCAACAGUUCCUUGAGUCAAGGAUACAACCAAAGCGACGACAGUAGCCCCCAGAGGCUUAUCGGCUCCCGCAACAACUCCAACACCAGAUUGAAUCAAAUGGGCGUCAGCUCAACCCACAGUGACGGUGCAGGCCGUCUUCCCCGACAGACGAGGGGUCUUCGAGGCUCUCGCGGCAACGAUCAUGAUGCCAUUCCAAGUACCCCCCUCAAAGCGAGGACUUCAAGGGGCCUUGGUAGUGGCCGUGGCAGCACUUGGUCGAGCCAACGUUCUGAUUCCAGAAACGGGAACUGGCAGACGUCUGUGUUCUCAGGGGGCAGGCCCCCCUAUGCAAGCAACACCAGUGGCGCAAACCUACAGGUGCAUGGUAGUCGCACCCAACAGAGUUUGAUUGAUGGCCAUCAAGAUUCUGAUAGUUCCAUUGGGCUUUCCCUCGACGAUUCUGAUAGAAGCUUUGCCUGUGAUUCACAGUACCCUCUCGGUUAUGAUCUUGAAGAAGACUGCAUGGCUCAGGAACGUGCUGUCACUGAGGUGCCGAAGCAACAGAACGAGGAUUACAAAACGUUCGAAGAGUUGACAUCUCAAGCACCCAUCAAGAGCCAAAGUUGUGCGGUGAAUGAGACAUAUGAAAUGGAAAUUGCUCCUGAUUUCUAUGUUCCCUUUCGUGGUGCAAAGGAAGUAUGGGAUGCACUUGACAAUGGGAGCACACUGGAAUGUACCUGUUUGGAGUGCUUCAUCCAGCUGGUAUGUGUGGGAGACUGCGAACAUGUUGUCUGUCCUGAUUGCAGAAUGGUCAAUCCUGUUUUUGAACAUCCAGCCGGUGUAACCAGUCCCUUUGGAGCUGGGAUGGGUUUCAAGAAGGAAUGGAUCACCCCGCAGCGACGAAAAAGCCGCAUGCUGCCAACUGGUGUUGAGUUGAUGCCCACUGCAGCUUAG